Molecule: messenger RNA, 2102 nt
Organism: Chilo suppressalis (striped riceborer)
Lineage: Eukaryota; Metazoa; Arthropoda; Insecta; Lepidoptera; Crambidae
Source: the annotation of a GenBank genome assembly
GCUAUCUUAUUCCGGUUUUGUUUGUUUGUAGAAAGAAAGUACUGAUUUAUUGUAUGUAUUUCAGUAUUAAUUAUAUCAGUAUACCUAUUUAUUGUCUAAAAGUAAAGCUAAAGCGAAUUUGAAAGAUGCUCAUCAGGAAUCUGUCGAGAACUCUGUGGAAGACAUUACGUGUAGAGAAGAGAUGUUUUGCCUCAGAACCAGUAAAACCACAGCCUGAAACCUUUGAAAAUGUGGAUCCCGACCAGGCAGAAUACCUAGAUAAAGAUAUCUGCCUUCUGGUGGAUGAGAAAGAUAAUUUCAUUGGUACAGCAACCAAGAGAGAUUGCCACAAAGUUGGACCCGACGGCAACAUAUUACUUCACCGAGCUUUCAGUGUGUUUUUGUUCAACAAAAGAGGGGAUAUCCUUUUACAGAGAAGAUCCAGUCAAAAAGUUACAUAUCCUGAUUAUUACACCAAUGCAUGUUGUAGCCAUCCAUUAUACAUAGAUGACAAACCUGAAGAUAUCAUUACGGCUGCGAGACGUCGGUUGAAUUAUGAAUUUGGCAUACCAUUGGAUAAGAUGGAUCCUGAUCAAUUCACCGUGAUGGCCCGGGUGCAUUACCACGACCCAGGCGACGGCGUGUGGGGCGAGCACGAGAUCGACCACAUCCUAUUCUUCCAGGCCGACGUCAAAGUGAAGCCCAACUCCAACGAGAUCUCCGAGUACUGCUACGUGCCAAAGAAUGAGUUUAACGCGUUUCUACCAACUUUAGAGGGCCCCCUAACUCCCUGGUUCAACAUGAUCCGCCGGCAUCGCCUCAAACUGUGGUGGGACAACUUGCACAAACUCAAGGAACUCGCGGAACCAAAUAAAAUAACCAAGUUCCAUACUGAUAAAUAAUAUUGUAUCAUAUUAUGUUUUAUUGCUUAGCAUUUUUUGUAUUUAAAAAUAAAUCUGUAUAUUUUAUAGUAAUAAAGGACUUCGUAUGACCUCUGUUGAAACAUUGCUAUUUUAAUAAUGUUCGAGUUUCUCAAAGUGUUACCAAGAAGUGUCGUAAGAUACAAAUUAUUCUUAUUAGGUAGUUGUUGGUUUUGUGUUUAUUUGUAAAGAUUGGUCUAUUGAUUUUUAAAAUAUUUUUAAGACUACGGUUUCUCUCGCUGCACAGACUUUUAGAAAUAGAAUUGUGCUAAGAGCCCUAUAAUUUUGGAACCUACGGAAGAUAAGUAAAAGAGUGAUUGUUUAACAUCGGUGUAUGAAAAGUGCUUGAAUUUAUUAUAAUGGUAUAGGAAAUGAAAAGAGAAGAAAAUUUACAAAGACAAACACAAGCCCCUUUAUUAAUAAAGUGUUACUGAUUACACAGUGUUUUGUUCAAAUGAAAGUUAUUCAAAGAACAGUGACAAGAAUUUAAUUAAAAAUUUAAUAAACCAGAUAACAAAAAAAACUUAGUUUUAAAAACAUCGACCCAAACAACUUGACUAAGUUGGAAUACCUCUAGAGAAGUAGAUAUUUUAUUAUUAAUUGCUAAUAGCGAUCCCCUCUUUUUGCGACGUUGUUUAAAAACACUCCUGAAGUGGCCUAGUGGUUUGUACACCAGGUUUCAAGGUGUCGCCUUCUCGAGAAAUCCCCCCCCCCGGGUUCUAACCCGGGGGGGCAGAUGAUUUUCUUUUGAAUACGAGCAUUUGUUCUGCAGUCAUGGAUAUUAAAUAUGUUUUUCUUUAUAAUAGUUAUAUAUUUAUUCUAUCUGUUACCCUAGUAUCCCAUAACACAAGCCGCCAGUGCUUACUUUGGGUAUAAAAUAUUUAAUUUAAUGGAAAUAUUUAUUUUUUUCAAUAAAGGGGGAAAGAAUUUAAGAAUGUGAACAUGUAUGUACGAUGUUGAUUGGUUAUUAAGUACCUAUUCAAUCUUAGCUAUCAAAAUAAUCAAUAAAUAUCAAAAUAAAUCUUUAGAAAAAAACUUAUUAAUAUUAGUCGAAAAAUAAUAUUACAUGAUUAUUACAUUAAAUGAAUGUAUCAUAGCUGUUAAUAGGCAAUUUUGUUUGUAAAUUAGCUACAAUAUAUUAUAUUGAAAAGAAUUGGUGCUCUCAAAAAUUUUAAAUGAAUAAAUACUGUUGAAAUACGCUCA